AUGGGUGACCGAACGGACAUCGAGAAACUGCAGGAAAUGGUGAAGCUACUGAUGGAUGAGAGAGAUGCGGAAAGGGCGGCCCGAGAGGCUCUGGAAAAGAAGAAUCAGGAGAUACAACCCGUGAUGAACAUGUUCAAUCAUGGGAAUAUGAUUACCUUUCCCGAAGGACCUCGUAUUGACGCUAAUAAUUUCGAGUUACGCAUGCCCCUUAUUCAAAGGGUCGAGCAAACUCCUUUUGCAGGUAGGGCUACAGAGGAUGCUAACCGCCAUCUCUCCAAAUUUGUGGAGAUCGCAAACACUCUCAAACUGAACGGUGUCGACGACGAUGCCAUAAGGGUAAGACUCUUCCCAUUUUCAUUAACUGAUUCUGCUAAAGAGUGGUUUGAAUGUAUGCCCAGAGAAAAGGUCUCCACAUGGAAGGACAUUGUAGUUGCCUUCCUCGACAAGUAUUAUCCGCUGGGCACAAUUUUGAAGCUCAAAAGUGAGAUCUUCCAAUUCAUCCAAGGCCAUGACGAACCCCUCUAUGAGGCGUUUGCUCGUUUCAAAGCCCUUCUCCGAAAGUGCCCUAACCAUGGUUUCACCGUGGACCACCAGGUAGGGAUUCUCUAUAAUGGGUUUAACGAGAAAAUUUGUGCUAUGCUUGAUUCAGGUGCAAAUGGAGGGUUCUUAAGGAAGUCAGGUGAGGAAGCCAUGGCGGUGAUAGAGGAAUUCGCCACCAACAGCAGGGGGUGGUCGAAAGAAAGGCAUAGCCUAAAAAGGAUAGUUGCAGUUGAAGAAGCCGAGGAAAGCUCCUUUGCAAAGGAAUUGGCCGAGCUUCGAGUUAGGGUGGACCAAAUGGAUUCAUCAAGGAAGGAGGACCCGAUUCCACCAACCUCCAUUAUAGCAGUCUCUAAGCCUGAAACUCCUACCCCGACAGUGGAAGAAAUCAACUACAUGCAAGGAGGCGGCCCCAAUAGAAAUUACAACAAUAACUAUCACCCUAACCAGAGGGACGGAUUUAACGUUAGCAAGGGAGGAGUAGUUGAGACAAUCAAGAAGGAGGAAAAGUAUGAACAAGGGAUCACAAGGAUCUUGGAAGUAAUCGCGCAAGACAGGAAGGUUAAUGACACCAAGAUCGGAGUGGUCGAAGCUAGGAUAAACAACCUCGAGCAGGAAAUGAACACGAUCUCAACUGCCAUAGCCAACAUCAACACACAAAUGGAGCAAAUCCAAAAGAAAUUGGAUGAGGACAGGGCAAAGGCAGCCGCACGAGUGGAUGACGUCAACAAGAAGUGGGUGGCAAAGCAGAAAACUGGGGACGCCCAGACGCCGGCGGACUGCCGCACACCACGCGGCGGGCUGCCACUGAAGCCCAGAAUGGAGUCUGCCCAGCCGCCGGCGGACCGCCGGACACUACACGGCGGGCUGCCACCGAGAAGGCAGACGCACCCGCCCAGCAGGGACUCGUGCGGCACAAUGGGAUUGAAAUACCUAGGUCGUGGCGAGAUCACCAUUAGCGACAACCAUAGCCAAUCCACCUAUAAGAUCAAAAGCGAGAUGCACAAGUUUGAGGAAGCAAAGCAGGCAAAGAUGGAACAGCAGUGUAGGGCAGUCAUGUAG
Salvia hispanica is the source of this 1599-nucleotide messenger RNA. Lineage: Eukaryota; Viridiplantae; Streptophyta; Magnoliopsida; Lamiales; Lamiaceae. The record is from RefSeq and is a predicted model, not a curated record.